UUUCCUUCCUUGGCAACCCUGCUCGCCGGUACUUUUCCUGCGUGCAUGCUGUCAAAUUGAUUAUAAUUGUUUACAAAAUAUUUAAGCAUACCGGGAGCUGCCAUCAACAAUGAACGAACUGAACCACAAAACCGUAUUCGUGCUGGAUCACACUCCAUACUUUGGAAUCUCAUGCGAAGCACCAAUUGACUGUGAGUUCAUCAAGAGCAAAAUACCGAUCCCACCGAUAAGCAAAAGUUUGUGGACCUGUGCCGUGGAGGCAUCGGUAGAAUACUGUCGAAUAGCGUGGGAUCUGUUUCCGAGUGGGAAAUUGAUUCGCUUCGUAGUUAGUGACACUGCCGCCCACAUCGUGAAUACGUGGAAUGUUAGCACCCAAAGUUUGACCCAUGUGAUGAAUGCCAUGUCCAUGGUAGGAGUUCCUCCACGGCAAACACAAGCCAACGACUAUUCCGUCAUUCACGGACUGCGAGCCGCAAUCGAAGCACUGGCAGAACCGACCGACUUUCAGAAAGAACAGCUCGGUGCAAACGAGCCGGUGGUUUUCAAUCUGGGACGAGUGAUCUGCAUUACUUCCGCCCGUGAUGAUGCCAGCAUGAAAAGUUUGGAGGAUAUUUUUCGCACGGUGCUGGUUCAACAAAAUACCCAUUCCGCAAGUCACAAGGAGUAUAUGAAAAUUGAUCAAUGCCAUUUGGUGAUCAUCAAUCUGUUUCCAUCCAACAUGGACUCGAUGGUGAACAAUCGAGGUUUGAUCGAUAUUUCGCCAAUUUUGAAAUCGGAAAUUCACUCCAAUAAGGCGAACAAAAUCUCCAAUAAGCUAACACAUUUGAUACUGCCGCAUUUCGAUUUGGCCAGCACUACCGUGACCGGCAUUCCGAUGAAGGAAGAACAGAAUGCAAGCUCCAGUGCCAAUUACGAUGUGGAGAUCUUCCACGGGAGUAAAGCUCACUCGGUUUUUCUCGGCACCGAGCUAGUUUUGCCGCACAGUGUGAAAGAUGGAUCCGACUACGAAACUGUCACGCUUAAGUGGUGCACACCGAGAAGCUGUGGGUCUUCCGAAAUGCAACCUUGCCUGGCACAGUGCCGGGUAACGCCCGUUGACGUGACGUCCCGGCCCAGUUCCUGUUUGAUAAACUUUCUGCUGAACGGACGCUCGGUGCUGUUGGAGAUGCCGAAAAAAUCCGGAGGUAAAAUUACCAGCCAUCUGCUGUCCGCUCACGGUGGCGAAAUAUUUAUCCAUUCGCUGAACACGUCCCGAAGCUGCCUGGAAGACCCACCAUCCAUCUCGGAAGGUGGAGGCGGACGAGUUACCGACUAUCGCAUAAAUGAUUUUGGUCAGCUUAUGCAGCUUCAUCGCAUCGUCCCGCUUAAACCGGUUGCCGAACGGGCUCCUGACGAAAACUUACUCAAAAUGCGCACCAAGCUGUCGAAGAACACACGCUACUGGCCGCUAACGCUAGGCACCACGGUGCUCUAUAACGUCCGACAGUUUGUAGAAGCGAUUGUAGUGCUAACGCAAAAACCGGAACUUACCGACGAAGAAGUUCUGCAGUGUCAAAAAACAAUCUAUCAACUGGCCGCCCUAGAAGGUAGGCAGGAAUCGCUCGCCCUACCGAACAUGGGUCAUCGGUUGAAGGGUGCGAAGCGAGAGGAACAGUACAGACUGCUGUGGGCUGAACUGGAGACGAUCGUUAAUUAUAGUGGACCUUCGGCUGGACACAAAGCAGUGCUCAAAUGUGUCCGUGAUUGUCGAGGACGCACUCCGCUGGAAAUUCAGGACAAAGAUGAGGCUGCCGAAGCUCAUCGGGCGUCGGUCAUUCGGGCUACUACCGAUUCACCAAUGUCGCCACCGCAUUCUAUGUCGAUAGGAGACAGCGCAGUGUCCGCGUUGUUGGGCGGCUCAAGCCGUGGAUCAAAGAAAGCACUCAGUACCGGUACCAGAUCUCUGUUGGACAUCCUAGCGUCGUCCGAACGGGCACAAAGUCAAAAACGAAUUGAUUUUAGCGGAAGACUUUGCACACCAUCGGGACAAGUUGCGAAAUUGUAUCCCAAUUUUGGUAUGAAAGAAGACCCAGUGCCACCGGGCAGGCAACCAGAUGUAAAAUAGUCGACGGAAUAUGUAUUCUUUCAAUUCUACAGUAACGGUAUUUUAUUUAAUAGUAAUAAGCAAUUUUAUUAUUCGUAAGAAUUAAUUAGAACUGACAGAAACACGAAAUCAUAGUGUUCCACCC
Molecule: messenger RNA, 2228 nt
Organism: Malaya genurostris
Lineage: Eukaryota; Metazoa; Arthropoda; Insecta; Diptera; Culicidae
Gene: asun
Product: protein asunder
Exons: 4
Coding region: 110-2104 (664 amino acids)
Biological process (GO): centrosome localization; regulation of mitotic cell cycle
Cellular component (GO): integrator complex
Source: RefSeq, a predicted model, not a curated record